AUGCCCUUACAGGUGAAAAAUCCAAAAUUGAGACAGAAAUCCAGAACAAGAUGCAACAAAUCAUAGAAGAAAGCAGAACUUCUUGAUAAUGAAAAGCCAGCUGCUGUAGUUGAUCCUGUUACAACGGGACAUACAGUGAAAACCAGUAAUUAUGGAUGGGAUCAGUCAGAUAAGUCUGUGAAAAUCCACAUUACCUUAACUGGAGUUCAUCAAGUUCCCACUGAGAAUGUGCAGGUGCAUUUCACAGCGAGGUCAUUUGAUCUUUUGGUAAAGAAUCUAAGUGGGAAGAGUUACUCUAUGAUUAUGAACAAUCUCCUGAAACCCAUUUCUGUGGAAGGUAGUUCAAAAAAAGUCAAGACUGAUACAGUUCUCAUUUUAUGCAGAAAGAAAGUCCAUCCCACAACACGUGGGGAUUACGUGAAAAAAAAAAAAAAAAAAAUCAAUUACAAGGAGAAACCCUCCUAUGACACUGAAACAGAUGCUAGUGAGGGAUUGAUGAAUAUUCUAAAGAAAAUAUAUGGAGAAGGAGAUAAUGAUAUGAAGCAAAUCAUUAAUAAAGUCUGGGUGUAA
Messenger RNA from Mandrillus leucophaeus (drill), 570 nucleotides. RefSeq names its product calcyclin-binding protein-like. NCBI's taxonomy places the organism in Eukaryota, Metazoa, Chordata, Mammalia, Primates, Cercopithecidae. Gene Ontology annotation, molecular function: S100 protein binding; tubulin binding; ubiquitin protein ligase binding. Gene Ontology annotation, cellular component: nucleus. The record is from RefSeq and is a predicted model, not a curated record. Gene Ontology annotation, biological process: heart development.